Messenger RNA from Closterium sp. Naga37s-1, 1725 nucleotides. Lineage: Eukaryota; Viridiplantae; Streptophyta; Zygnematophyceae; Desmidiales; Closteriaceae. The record is from the annotation of a GenBank genome assembly.
AUGCUCAGACGUCUCGUAUCCACAUGUCUCAACUCAACCCUCCUCCGUUUUCUUCUCCCCUUCAGCUUCUUACUGGUCCAUUCCCUUCCCGUACGCCCCCAACUCCUCCCUUGUGGCGUGUUUCGACCAUACCUCCCUGCCACCUCCCCUCGUCUCUCUCUCCCCUCCUCUCUCCCUCCUCCCCUCCUCUCUCCCUCCUCCCCUCCUCUCUCCCUCCUCCCCUCCUCUCCCUCCUUUCAAAUCCCUGCUUUCCUGCUGAUCGGCCCCACUGCAUCGUUUGGGUCUGACACUGCCAACUUCCCCCUCUACUCCGAGGUGGCUCGUUGGUAUGCGAGCGGGGUCACAGCCGUGCUGGCACUCAUCGCCACUAAGCUUCUGGGUCGCCCCAUACUGUCGCCAGUGCCCGUCUAUUCCUUUGCUGGCGCUGGUGCUGCCAUCACCAUCACUGCAGUGUGCAUACGAGAGUUGAACGGGCGCAUUGGCAUUGGAGCCACGUGCAUGGUCUAUGCCGUGUGCACGCUCUCACUGCUUCUCUGGCAGUCGAUACUGAGUGGGGCGCCCAUGCUCGUGGGCUCCUGCAGCGGCUCUUCCCCCGUGGCAGCGGUGGGCUGGCGGCGAGUGCACUGGCUGCGGCUGCUGGGGUGUCUGCUCGCGUUCCUGGUCGCCUACAGCUGCUGGCUCUGGUUCCCUCCAGCCUCUGAAGCAGCGCGGGUGCUGCUGCCCUCUGCCACGCCACUCUACUUCUGGCCGCCUGCCAGCAUGGGCGUGCGCUACUGGUGGUGGAUCGGGCCACUUGCUGUGCCCAUAUUCGCGCUCCUCUUAUUCUGCUCUGACGGCCUAGUAGUGGCCCUGCAAGAGAGAGUCUAUCUGCAAUACGACCUGCCAGUCACCUCCCUGGUGCUAUACGUUUCCACAUCCGCCUUAUUCGUCGACUUCUGGGAUAAGCACCCCUGCUUCCUAUUGCCAUUCGCCUUCAGUGACCACUUUGACCGCGCAUUUGGCUUCGUCUUUGAUUGCCCGCAGUGCCUGCUCUACCUCGUGCUCGCCUCCGUGCCAUCAGCGCUGGCAGCCUUUCUAACAGCGUUGCUGCUGAGAGUCUCAGGCGGGCUGGUCUCUUCUCUCGUCUUGCGGGUGAGCCCUCCACCCUCGCAUUGCUACUAUCCUCUCUUGCUUCCUCCCUCUGCUCCCUUCCCUCCCUCUCCGCUCCCUUCCCUCCCUCUCCGGCCCCAUCCCUACCUUUCUGCCCCCAUCCCUUCCUCUUUGCCCCCAUCCCUUCCUCUUUGCCCCCAUCCGCCCCUCUCUGCCCCCAUCCGCCCCUCUCUGCCCCCAUCCGCCCCUCUCUGCCCCCAUCCGCCCCUCUCUGCCCCCAUCCGCCCCUCUCUGCCCCCAUCCGCCCCUCUCUGCCCCCAUCCGCCCCUCUCUGCCCCCAUCCGCCCCUCUCUGCCCCCAUCCGCCCCUCUCUGCCCCCAUCCGCCCCUCUCUGCCCCCAUCCGCCCCUCUCUGCCCCCAUCCGCCCCUCUCUGCCCCCAUCCGCCCCUCUCUGCCCCCAUCCGCCCCUCUCUGCCCCCAUCCCUCCAUCUCAUCUUCUUCCCCAUGCAGAUACUCUCGCUCCUCUUGCUCUUCCCUCUGGACGUCGGCCCAUGCUUUAGCUUUCUCUCUCCGCUCCCUUCCCUCGCUUUCUGUCCCCAUCUGUCUCUCUCUUCUUCUGCCCCAUGCAGAUCAUAA